Humulus lupulus (European hop) is the source of this 2286-nucleotide messenger RNA. RefSeq lists its product as uncharacterized. The transcript has 5 exons. The record is from RefSeq and is a predicted model, not a curated record. Lineage: Eukaryota; Viridiplantae; Streptophyta; Magnoliopsida; Rosales; Cannabaceae. Gene Ontology annotation, cellular component: nucleus. Bases 1 to 2286 code for a protein of 761 amino acids. Gene Ontology annotation, molecular function: deSUMOylase activity. Gene Ontology annotation, biological process: protein desumoylation.
AUGGCAAUGCUGGCCAGAGUUGCAUUUGGUUCUGCAAUUGCAGCCAAGAUGUCACUCCUCAUGCUUCCUACUGAAAGGCAUUAUCCAGCAAAGGCUGCGUAUAGGGGAGGGAGCAUUAUGAGUACAAUAAUAGCAAAGUUCACGACAUUUGACUUGUUGGAACGAGCGAAACAGUCACCAUUCAAGCAAUUCUUCUUAGCUCCGCCUCUACAAUAUUCUGGAGUUAUUAUUCACCAGUUACUGCUUAGGAGAGUUGUUGGUAGAGGAAAGAACGAAUACUGCUUGAAUUUUAAUAUUUGUGGUCAAAAUACAAGGUUUGGAAUUAGUGAAUUUGGUUUGAUCACUGGAUUGAAUUGUGGAAUUUCUCCGGAUCAGGCAAAGUAUAAAGAAAUGACCAAGAGUAAAAGACUUCUCCAGACAUACUUGAACAAUAAAGAAUGUUUGUCUUCUGAAGAGUUGGAAGAUGGAUUCAAAAGGUGCGAUGUGAAAGAAGACGUAUGGAAAUUAGGUCUAUGUUUUUUGGUAGACUCUCUUUUAUUACCUAGUGAACCAAAGAUGAAAUGCUUUAUUGAUGUCCUUUCCAUGGUGGAAAAUGAAGAUGACUUCUUCAACUAUCCUUGGGGGAGAUUAUCGUACGAGAAGACAUUAAUCGGCUUGGCAAAAGAUAUGGAAAGGCUAAGGAAUAAAUACUUGAAGAAUGUUGAGCAAAAGAGAAAAAGACCAGCACCUCAGUACACAAUUUAUGGUUAUGCCAUUGCUCUGCAAUAUUGGGCCUAUGAAAUUUUCACAAAGUUCUCUGCAUUUGCUGAUCAACAACCCCUGGCCUUUCCAAGAAUGCUUAGCUGGUCAGCGCAUAAAAUGCUAAAAGAGAAAGAUAUUGAAGGUGUAUUUAAGAAAAAAAGUAAUCUUGUGAAGGCCACGCUCAAUCCAAGACCCGAAGAGAAAGAAUUUCAUGACUCUAUUAUUCAAGGACCAGAUGAACUACUCAUGGGACGUGUUAUUAGCUUUGUAGACGAUGAUGUGGAAUUGGAGUUUGAAAGGGAAGAACGUGAGGAAUCUCCCACAAAGCCCGAUGUAGCAGAUGGGCAUCGUCACGAGCAAGACAAGAAAGAGAUACCAACUCCAAUUAACACCCACCAUGAAAAGUUGUUAGCUGAUAUUGACACUUUGAAAAGUAACCAACAAAGAAUGGAGGAGAAGUUGGAUUAUCUAAUUGAAUUAGUGCUCUCGCAACGUAAAGGUAGUGAUUCUGAGGAUUCAUUAUCAGAUGAGCAUCUUGCUUCACCACACCGUACAUUUAUUAUGGAGCACGUUGUUGGAGAAGAUAGCCCUAGCUGUAAGGUGGUAUCUCCUGAAGAUAUGGCUGGGGUGGAAUUCAAGAGAAGGAGGGUUCCAACGAAAAGAAUUUUUGGUUCCGAGUUUACUGAUCCAACUAAGAAGAAAAAGAAAGCAAAGACAAUUGUAACUGAUCCUUGUGAAAUUAAUCCCCUACAGCCAUAUGACGAAAAGAAAAUGAGACGUUUUAAGAAAUGGGUAAUUGGUUUAAAAAAGAAUGAUAAGCCUAUUUCUCUCUUGGCUGGUUCGUGCACUGCGAAAUGGUUUAUUCAGCUACUUACACCACGUACAUGGCUGGACGGACUGCACAUUGAUGCAGCUUUAGGGUUGAUGAAAGAACGAGUGUACACUUACAAGAAGACUUACUCCGAAAGAUUCACCAUCGUGGAUUCUAUGUUCCAACAGUUCUUCGAACCACAUUGGGAACAAUUCAACAAGAAGAAAAUCAAAUCAAGCUACAUUUGGCCACAAGAAGUGCUUGAUUACUUGGUAGGUGAUGAUAACAAUUUCAAAAGGAGUUGGAAAGACAUUGACGAAGUGUUUACCCCAAUUAAUUUUUCUGGGACACAUUGGGUGUUGUUAGAGAUAUCAUUGACAAGCUGUCUUAUAAAAGCUUAUGACUCUGAUAUCACUGUGGUCUCCAACAAGGAGUUUGAGAAUAAAAUGUGCAGAUGGGGAAAAAUGCUACCAUUUCUAAUUCAAUCCAGUGGGCUGUUAAGCCAUAGGAAAGAUGUCCAACUACAAGCACAGAAAGUGAGUUUUGAGUUCACAAGACUUGGCACAGAAAAAGUGCCACAGACCAAAACUAGUGGCGAUUGUGGGGUAUAUGUCAUCAAACAUCUGGAGUACUUGCUAGCCAAAAAACCGCUAUCCGAAGUGAAUGACGACAACAUGGAUUUCUUUAGAAAAAAGACUUGUGUAGAUUUGUUUUACCAUAACUUACAACCAUAG